AACUUUGAAAUUCCAGAAGAACCAGAGAUGCCGGGGAAGCAGUCUCCGCUUGUUCUUAUAGUGGCCUUCUAUGAGUCCUUUCAAGUUGUGGUAAAGAUCAACCAUCACUUGGUUUUCUCGUUGGCUUUAGAAGGAAAAACAAGGGAUUCCCAGUCAUCCAGAAUGGAAUCUGAAAUUGUGCCAAAAAUUACCAGAAUGACAGUGUCUGGAAAGAAACAGUCUAUGGGAUUUGAAGUUCCAUGUGUGAUUGCUGAAGAAAAUGGCCAUGCUAACACACCUCAGAGAGGACUGUUAAGUGAAGAUGCCAGUGUAGCUUCUGGGGUACUUGAGGCAGUUUCAAAAUCUACUCUUGCGCCCCAAGUAGUGCAGGUUUCAGAAGAGCAGAAUACGGUGCCUACUCCAGUAAAAAAGUCAAGCAAGACAAAACCACAAAUAGAUGUGAAAGCAGAGUUGGAGAAGAGACAAGGAGGAAAGCAACUGCUUAAUUUGGUGGUAAUAGGACAUGUUGAUGCAGGUAAAAGUACUUUAAUGGGUCAUCUGCUCUACCUUUUGGGAAAUGUGAACAAAAGAACUAUGCACAAAUACGAACAGGAAUCUAAGAAGGCUGGCAAAGCUUCGUUUGCCUAUGCAUGGGUCUUGGAUGAAACUGGUGAAGAAAGAGAAAGGGGAGUGACAAUGGAUGUGGGUAUGACCAAGUUCGAGACAAAGACUAAAGUAAUUACACUGAUGGAUGCUCCAGGUCACAAAGACUUCAUUCCAAAUAUGAUCACAGGAGCUGCACAGGCUGAUGUGGCUAUUUUGGUUGUGGAUGCUAGCAGAGGAGAGUUUGAAGCAGGGUUUGAGACGGGUGGACAAACUCGAGAACAUGGAUUAUUAGUACGCUCUCUUGGAGUGACACAGCUAGCUGUUGCAGUCAAUAAAAUGGACCAGGUCAACUGGCAACAGGAAAGAUUUCAGGAAAUUACGAGUAAGCUUGGCCAAUUUCUUAAACAAGCUGGCUUUAAGGAAUCAGAUGUGGCUUAUAUCCCAACGAGUGGCCUCGGUGGUGAAAAUCUGGUCACAAGGGGUCAGUCAAGUGACCUCACACAGUGGUAUAAAGGAAAGUGUUUGUUAGAGCAAAUUGAUUCUUUCAAGCCACCACAGAGAUCAGUGGAUAAACCAUUUAGGUUGUGUGUUGCUGAUGUUUUUAAAGACCAAGGAUCAGGAUUCUGUGUGACUGGUAAAAUAGAAGCAGGCUAUAUUCAAGUUGGAGAACGACUUCUGGCAAUGCCUCCCAAUGAAACUUGCACUGCAAAAGGAAUCACACUGCACGAUGAACCAGUUGAUUGGGCUGCAGCGGGAGAUCACAUUAGUCUCACUUUGACCGGCAUGGAUAUCAUCAAAAUCAAUGUUGGCUGUGUAUUUUGUGAUCCGAAGGAACCAAUUAAAGUUUGCACUCGCUUCAGAGCUCGGGUUCUCAUCUUCAAUAUUGAGGUUCCAAUCACUAAAGGAUUUCCUGUGCUUUUACACUAUCAAACUGUAAGUGAACCUGCUACCGUUAGAAGACUAUUGAGUGUCCUGCACAAAAGCACUGGUGAAGUGACAAAGAAAAAACCUAAGUUCUUGACUAAAGGACAGAAUGCUUUAAUAGAACUACAAACUCAAAGACCUGUUGCUCUAGAGUUGUAUAAAGAUUUUAAAGAGCUUGGGAGGUUUAUGUUACGCUACAGUGGUUCCACUAUUGCUGCAGGAGUUGUCACAGAGAUUAAAGAAUGACAGUGGUGCCAGAACUUCCACCGUCCAAUCAAAAGUCUAUCAGAUAUCCAAACUUCCGUUUAAGAAUUCAGUUACUUCAGUUGAAGGAAGAAGUGCAAUUAAGUGGGGAGAUGAUGAUGAUGACGAAAGUUAAAUCAUGUGAGACAUCUGGGGAGCCCGUCUUCAGUCUCUCCCCCUGCAGAACAAGACACCAACUGACAAGGAACUGCUAGUGUUGCACUUCUCGAUCUCAGAAUCUCACGUGUUCUCCAUGUGGAGUUUAGCCCUUAGAGAGCUUGAUGGAAAAAUCUUAGAAAGUUGAAUUAGAGAAAAAGAUGAUGAAUCAUCAUGACUUCCAGACAUAAAUUGUUUACAUAUUUUCUUUGAUUUGCUUUUUUGCUGCACAUUAAUUCAGUAAAGUAACUUUAUUGGUCUAAUAUAUUUUUAGAUUUGAGUUGAAUGCAUAUUCAGGGAAAAGAAGAACUGUUAACUUUGGCUUCAAGAGAAUGGCAUGUAGUAUUAUCCUGGGGUUGUUUUCCCUGUCCCAAAAUUUAUUUAAAAAAAGAGAGGUUUUCUUUUGCUGUGUAGUGGAAGCUGUGCCAACAUUGGCUAAUUUUAUUUUUUAAACUGUAAGAAUAAUAAAAUAACUUUGUCUGAGCA
Molecule: messenger RNA, 2394 nt
Organism: Apaloderma vittatum (bar-tailed trogon)
Lineage: Eukaryota; Metazoa; Chordata; Aves; Trogoniformes; Trogonidae
Gene: HBS1L
Product: HBS1-like translational GTPase
Exons: 15
Biological process (GO): translation
Molecular function (GO): GTP binding; GTPase activity
Source: RefSeq, a predicted model, not a curated record